ACUUAACAUUACACAACGCGAAGGUAAACUUGUGAGAAUAUUUGAAAAACGAGGACUUGUUUGGUUUUUAAGUAAACAAGGAUGGCUUGUGCGAGUAUAAAAGAACAUGAUAGUGGAUCUGAUGAAUUAUCAGAUACGGUUACAGCAGAAUUAAUAAAGUCGAGGGCAGAAAAGGAAGACAUAAAUGACGAAUGUUCCUCUGUAAAAGCGUCAUUGGAAGAAUCAUUUAAGAAACAUGGCGUUAAAGGAAUAUCAGCUGCGAUCAAAGAUAAAAUGGACAACUGGCAAAACGAAAAUUUAAACAUUGCUGUAACAGGUCGAUCGGGCGUUGGCAAAUCAUCUUUUAUCAAUGCUAUUAGGGGUGAUAUAGACGAAUCACAGCCGGGUUACGCAACGGUUGGCAAUAAUGAAUGCACCAAACAAAGAAAGGCUUAUCCGCACCCUAACAACAAGCUUCUGAUAUUGUGGGAUCUGCCUGGAGUUGGCACAGACACAUUUCCAAGAAAAACGUAUCUCAAACAUCCGGAAAUAAGUUUCCAAAUGUACGACAUGUUUAUAAUAAUGGCAUGUGACAGAUUUACUCAGGAUGAGUCUUGGUUGGCUGAAGAGGUAAAACAGACUGGAAGACCAUAUCUUUUUGUACGUUCAAAGGUUGAUGCACAAAUUUACAGCGAUGCCAUCCGGAAAAGAAAAGCUAAGAAACCACACAAUCCCUUGACGGUUAUUGAUGAAAUCCGUGAAGACUGCAAGAAAAAUCUUGGACAAGAAAAAAACAUUUAUUUGAUUAACAACAAUGACAUUUUUUAUGCAAACCUGGAUUUCGAAAAGUUGUUCCUUCAUUUGGUUGACGGCUUUUCGGAACUUAAGAGUGAGGCUUUCUUAUAUUCGAUUAAUGUUUUUACACCAGAAAUACUACAGCGAAAAAUAAAUUCGCUCCGUAAAAGAAUAUGGGGAAUGGGCGCAUUAUCGAGUCUUUCAGGUGCAAUUCCUAUUCCAGGAACAUCCCUUAUUGCAGAUGGUUUGCUUAUAGCAAACGAGACACGUUUAUACCGCAAACAACUUGGGCUUUCCAAUGAUGAUAUGCAAGCACUCACCGUUAUGAUGAAUAUGCCUAUUGAUGAGUUGGCAGACAAAUAUUCAUUAAAAUCACUUGCCCUUGCAUGUACCACAAAAGCGGUCAUAGCAUCGAGCGCUUUGAUUUGUUCUGAAGUUGUAGAAUCGGCAGUUGGUUUGGCAGUUCCUGUGAUAGGAAUGCCUAUCGGUGCGGUUGUAUCAUUUGUAACGACAGUGAAAUUACUCCGCUCUAUUCUUUCACUCUUAGAGGAAGAUGCACAAAUCGUAUUAAAACUAGUUCUGUCACACACCAUGAACAACAAUAUGCAAAAAGACGUUAAUAUAAAUAAAACGGCGGAAAUAAAGUCGAGGACAAGUAAGGAGACAAGUAAGGAAGACAUCAAUGACGAAUGUCCCUCUGUAAAAGCGUCAUCGGAAGAAUCAUUUAAGAAACACAGUGUUAAAGGAGUAUUAGCUGCGAUCAAAGACAAAAUAUACAACUGGGAAAACGAAAGCACCAAAGCAAGAAAGGACUUUCCUAUUUGAACAAUUUAUAAUGACGUCUUAUCUCAGAUUUCGUGUAAAUAGUAUUGUUAUCGACUGUUAUAUGAAGAUUUUCUUAAAUCACUGAAAGUGUUAACUAACUUAUACCAUGUUAAUUGCAUUUAAAGUUUGUCUAUCAUAAAGCACAAAACUUUGUAAUAGUUGGUCAAUGUGAAUAACUAUAAUAAUAUACGAACAAAAGGUCUAACUUAGGAUUAAGUUCCAGUGUGUAAAAUACAGCAACAGUUCGAUUUAAGUAGCUUGAUUCCUUGAUUCGAAUGAAUUGUAGCUAACUUGUAAGUUGGUUAUAUAAUUUUAUGAUUGCAAUGUGUAAACGUCUUUGAAGAACAGACAUUAAAUUAAUACCUUUUGAUUUCAACAAAUAAACAUUCUAUAAAACUGAUUUUAAGAAUUACCUCGAAAUUCGAUCGUUACCACAGAUCUUUAGGUUUGAUAACGUUUUCUUCUUAUGAAAAUACUCUUUUACAUUACAUCUUUAGGUAUUCAAAACGGUUUUAUUACCAUUCCUCAACUAAGCGGGAAAUCUAAAGUUCUUUUUGAAAAUGAAUCAAAUAUUGCCAUUUUGCUUGUUGAACACUACGGCGAUCUGACAUAAAAACAUUUUAAGACCGAACGUUACACUUGCGCAAUUUGUUCUGCCAUGCAUAAUGCAUUCAGUAAUGACAGGAAUUUUGUUACAUCGUUAUGGAAAGGAAUAUCCGUCUUUAGUGUUGUUUGAUUUUCUAACAUGCUAUUUCUUAUUCAUUAUGAUAUAGUGUGUAUGCAAGAAAAAUACGACACCAUUUUAAUCUUUUAAUUUGUAUAAUCAAUAUUUAUAUGAAUUUGUUAAUUUCAUUAUACACAUUUUCUUUUGUAAACAUGCACACUAUUAUUACAUGCUUAUUUUAUGUAUUCAGACAUUAUUUAUCUUUUGGGUAUCUUUACUAUCUUAUCAAUUUUCAAAACCAAUGUGAUAUACCUUUGAUUUACACAGCAUCGCCAGUUGCAUAGGGGAAUUAGCUGGUGCGUAUAUAUUAUGUUUACGCUAGAAUGUUACCUUCUAUAAUCUACGGUAGAUAACUGGUACAGCCUAUCGAAAUGUCAAACAUCCCCUGAACAAAAAGACUAUUUCACACGUCGUUUUUUUGCAAUGGAUUACUGUGAGGCCUCCCAUAAAACAUUAAUCAAGCUCGAAUGAAGAUGGUGAAAAAUAUCUAUGUAUAUACUUUUAUAUUCUAUGAGAAAUUGUAUGCGAACUAUUUUGCAGCAUUGAAUAAAUUUGAAGCUUUUGUA
Messenger RNA from Ruditapes philippinarum (Manila clam), 2889 nucleotides. Its product is annotated as interferon-gamma-inducible GTPase 10-like. Gene Ontology annotation, cellular component: membrane. The record is from RefSeq and is a predicted model, not a curated record. NCBI's taxonomy places the organism in Eukaryota, Metazoa, Mollusca, Bivalvia, Venerida, Veneridae. The coding region runs from base 82 to 1599 and encodes 505 amino acids. Gene Ontology annotation, molecular function: GTPase activity; GTP binding. The transcript has 3 exons.